Messenger RNA from Gaeumannomyces tritici R3-111a-1, 4184 nucleotides. RefSeq names its product mitochondrial escape protein 2. Gene Ontology annotation, cellular component: mitochondrial inner membrane. The transcript is spliced from 2 exons. The record is from RefSeq and is a predicted model, not a curated record. Gene Ontology annotation, molecular function: RNA binding. Lineage: Eukaryota; Fungi; Ascomycota; Sordariomycetes; Magnaporthales; Magnaporthaceae. The coding region runs from base 1231 to 3999 and encodes 922 amino acids.
GGCCGUUGCAGUGGAAGGCCAGGUCGAACGCCUGCCGGCACGACGUCGGCGGGGGUUCGAUGGAAGCUGCCAUAGCCUCGGGGCCGCUCAUUUCGGAGGCUGUGGUAUGCGGUGAUGACAUUGCCGCCCCCGAGCGGGCGGAUGCGUUUGAGGAGGGGGCUGAGGGGUCUUGGCUAGCGGGAGGGUCAGAGCGCAACGAGAACCACGACGAGGAGGGGCCGGCUCGUGGUGCUGGUGCGGGCGCAGGUGUCCGCUGGGGAGCUUGGGCUGGUGCGGCGGACGCGUCCUUGCCGCCGUUGAGCUCGGCCUGGAACUGCGCGAGGAACUUGGCGAUCUCCGGGUCCAUGGACGAGUCGUCUUGAGCCUGCGACGGCUUGGGAGGGGCAUUGGUCUCGCUCCGGGCGCUCGCGGGCGCGGGCUUGCCCUCAGCGGGCGACCUCGGGGGGCUCUGCCAGAACCAGCCCAUUGUGUAUUCACUGUCUCGUUUGGCUGCCUGUCGUGUCGACGUGGGCUGGCAGUGUCGUGUUCGUAACAAAGGGAGGACAGUCGGCGGAGGAGGAAACGGCGCAAGCUCGGGAUGCCGUAGGGACGCUGUCCGAGUCUGUCUAAUCCGUCGAACGAUACCUUUAUCGAAGUGAGGGGUAAACAAGAAGGCCGGUGCUGUAUUCAGAUUGCGGAGGUGGCACAAACUAGACGUCAGAGCCAGGAUCGCAUUGGCAGUUUUGUCGAAUUUGGUUGGUUGACUUGAUCAUCGUUUCGCGGAUCAAAGGCCCGACGCGUUUCUGGGCGGGGGUGGGCGCUGAAAAUCUUCACUUGAUAGCCGCACCCACCGCGAAUUGGAACCCAACAGCCCAAUCCGGCAUUCGAUUCUUUGCCAUUGAAUGCCAGCUCUGGGGUCAAACAACAUCCUUUUUAAGCUGAGGUCUUUCUUGGAAAGCCCAUUACCAUCCCUGGCUUUGCCCAAAGUUCGUGGUAUUCCAUGCUCUUCUCAGUUUCCUGUAUUUACACGAGUAUAGACCUUGACUUCCAUGGGGAGCAAAAGCCGGCCCUUUAUCGAUAACAGCCCUUCAACUCGAUAGGGUUAACUUGCAAGGACAGGGUGCGGGACCAAUGACUUGAUGACCUCAUCGGCACGCCCAGUUAGGCUUUUACACACACCAACACAACAGCCUAGAGAUAUCUCCACAUCAUUUCCAGACUUUCCGAAAGUCGGCAUGAAGAUAGCUAGCCAUGAUCGGGAGCAGUAGAUUGCUCAUCGGUCCCGACGCUCGCUCUAGGCUCCUGGCCCAGCGAGCCGUCCUGGCGGGCCCCCUCCGUCGCCAUGUCGUUACCCCGCUGGGCAUCAGCCCGCCACUGCUGUCCCACCCUAGUAGACGAUGGAAGAGCACGCCUAUCCAGGAUAACAUCGGACGCAUAACUACGGCCAAAAAUGAGUCCAUCCUCUUCUUCGACAAUAUCUUUCCCCUGGGCCUCAGCACUUUCUUCCUUCGCCGCUGGCGGACCGAGGAAGACUUGGCCGAGUUGCUCCGCAAGUUUGACAGCUCAUCCCUGGGAAUCACCGACCCUAUCUCGAAUGUGAAACGCGCUAUCCCCUCCGAUCUGCCCGUCACGGUGACCGAGGUUGUCCCGCGACUCAAAGAUGGCGGCGCCUUUGUCAAGGUCAGCCACUCCGGCCCGGGUGGUGGCUCGGAAACAAGGAUGACCGCCCGAGAGCUCGAACAGGCCCUUACUAGGCGCUUACUCGAGGCCCCCCUCCGCUCCUGGUUUAACCCCUUCGCUUCGGUCCGCGUCGGCCUCGUAAAGGGUGUCCCGUGGCUCGAGGAUCUUUACCGUCCGCCUGCAUCACGCGUCAAGGUCGAGUUCUGUCCUCCAAGCCCUGGGGAUGCCGCCGUGGAGCUGUCCGAGGAAACGCUAUACAAUCUAUUCAGGCGCUAUGGUAAACUUGGGGAGAUUAUCCCGCAGCCAUUUGACUCCAAAGUCAUGCCCCGGUACGCAUAUGUUGACUUCAGCCGAGUCCGCGACGCUGUCAUGGCUCGCAACUGCCUCCACGGCUUGUCCGUCAGCGAGUCUAUGGGCGGUGGUAAAGGCGGUACCAAACUACGGCUUUCCUACGAAUCAAAAGUCAAGCCGCACCACAUCUGGAACUGGUUAUCUGGCCACCCUCGCAUUGUGAUCCCCUUGGUGGCCGCACUACUGGCUGCCUUCACCGUCGCCGUCUUCGACCCGAUCAGAGAGUUCUUCAUUGGUGCACAUAUUCAAGGGUCCCUCAAUAUCACAAACAGCCGCCUGUAUCGCUGGUUCAAACGCCAAACAUUGGACUUCGGUGGUGUUUUCAAGCGCCACAACAAUGUCACCGACGAGGCAGGCCUGCAAGCCCUGUGGACCCAACGGAAGGAUAUCAUCGAUUCGAUCAAUACCUGGCUUCUAGAGAGCACAGACACCUUCAUCGUAGUUCAGGGACCUCGGGGCUCGGGCACUCGGGAGCUUAUCAUGGAUCAGGCCCUCGGAACUCAUAACAAGUCCAACGUACUUGUUCUGGACUGCAAGCCAGUUGUGGAGGCUCGCGGAGAAGCAGCAACGAUUCGGCGACUGGCGGCGACUGUUGGUUACAGGCCUGUUUUUUCGUGGGCCAACAACCUUAGCAGUCUUGCCGACCUGGCUGUACAAGGCACCACAGGCGUAAAGUCGGGCUUUUCCGAGACUCUCGAGUCCCAACUCGUCAAAAUUCUGCAAACAACCGCGUCGGCCCUCAAGACGGUCUCGCUGCUCGAGCGCCGUAGCGGUGACAAGGACGCCGACAUACCAGAGGAUGCCUACCUUGAGGCACACCCGGAAAAGCGAGCCAUUGUUGUCAUCGAUAACUUCCUAUACCGAUCAGAGGAUGGGUCCUUGAUCUAUGACAAAGUUGUUGAUUGGGCGGCAGCACUAGUACAGUCGAAUAUCGCGCACGUCAUCUUUUUGACUCACGACCCUUCCUAUUCCAAGUCCCUUUCCAGGGCGCUCCCCGAUCGAGUUUUCAGGCAGGUGGCCCUGGGAGACCUAUCACCAGAGGUUGCCAAAAAGUAUGUGCUCAGCCAGCUCGAGGGAUUUGACCGCGAGGCCCUAUCCGACUUGAAACGACAAAAUGGGGGUAAGGAAACAGUGACAGCAGCAAAGGGGGAGUCAGGAAAGGGAACAGGGAACGAUUCUGGAAAGACCACAGGCACAGGGAAGGAAUCCGGAAAGGCCGAAUGGUUCCAAUGGAACAAUCAACAGACCCCGCGGAAACAGGACGCACCCCAGCCCCCGGUUAAAAGGGAUCUCUCCGAACUCGACAGCGUCAUCGACACGCUUGGCGGCCGCCUGACGGACUUGGAGUUCCUGGCACGCCGGCUCAAGAGCGGCCAGACCCCCCGGCAGGCUGUGACCGACAUCGUGGAGCAGAGUUCGUCCGAGAUUAUCAAGAUGUUCCUUCUCGGCAGGAACUCCACCGCCGCCGCCAAGAGCUGCGCUCCCGCCUCGGAGAAGGCGUGGUCCAACGAGCAGGCCUGGCAUCUGAUCAGGGAGAUCGCCGCGAAGGGCACCCUCCGGUACAACGAGAUCCUCCUCUCGCCGACCUUCGCCUCAUCCACCACCCCGUCCGCCGCGGACGGCGCCACGGCGGUCGAGGCCCUCGCCUCGGCGGAGCUCAUCACCGUCACGUCGGCCCGCGGCCGGCCCCAGGCCGUCAAGGCUGGCAGGCCGGUGUACCAGGCGGCGUUUGCGCUGCUGGCCGAGGACAGGGUCCUCAAGGCCCGCAUGGACCUGGCGGUUGCCACGGAGCUGGUCAAGAUCGAGACUAAGAAGAUCGACAAGGUCGAGGCCGAGAUGGCCCUGCUCGCCACACUGCCCAAGCAGCCGGCCGGUGUGGACCGCAGGUUGCAGUACCUCGUCGACAGCCUGGGCGUCAGCCACGGCAAGGUCAUGACCCUGGAGGCGGAGAUGGAGGGGCUGAAGAAGAUUCUGAAGCAGGACGCCUGAAGGGGCUGGGUCUGCUCGGCCCCCCUCGCCAGUAGCUUCCAGAGCUGAUGAGACUCGGAGCCAUGAGUUGUUUUUGGCAGAUCAGUAGAUAGAGGUGCCUACCCACACCGACCUCCAGCUUCGAUUCCUUGCCAAUAAAUUUCUCUUUCAAUCCUUUUGGCAUCUGCGCUCUAACCGUGAUACCC